UUUGCUCAAGCCGAAGGCGUAGAAGGGCGGCGCCAUGGGAGGAUUGAAAAGUCACUUCUUGGGGCUCUUUUUAUCCUUGCUGUGUUGGGAGUUGGUGGAUGUCGCAAGCGCCGGCAACGCGGCUUGCUGCGACUGCGUCAAAUUGGAGAGCAACACCUGCAAGGAUGGGGCAAGCAAGCACAGGCGCCAGAGGUCCUUUUGUACAGAGCAGACUACCGAGGGGUUGUGCCUCACGGCCGGCGGAAGAAGCUGGGUCGGGGCUGGAACUUGCCGUUGGACCUGUGCGAAGGAGGACCUUUGAGAUUGGGACAGCGGAUCACGUUGUUGCGGAGACUACGCUGGCUUGGGUGUGAGAACACAAAUCUGAGCCAUGGGAAACGAUGUCCAAUACACUUUUUGUUGUGUUUCGAUGGCCACUGUUUGACCACUUUUUAGGGAGGCAGGACUGGCUGCCGGGUGAUGUUCCAGUUCACAGAACUGGUCAGGUGAGGCGACGUGUGGGCAGUGUGGGCUGUGGGCGAUGAGUUGGUGGUCAUUCCUGGGUCCGAGUCAUCCCAUGCCAAGUGGCUAGGUCCUAGGUGAUACUAUAGGUGUUUGGAGCUGAUUAGUGGAGCGAAUAGACAUGAACAGAGCCAUUCUUGGGGUUUUGUAUAGGGGCAGGAUUACUCCAAUUCGAAUGAGGACCUUUUCUGUGGCUUCACUGCUUGGACCUGUUUUCGAUGCGGCACCGGUUUGAGGGUGACCUCGACAUACCAAGUGACCAAGUGUUGGAACCUCCAAGAUCUGGUGACACCCUGAAACAGGUUGUGGCCUUACUUUUGUGGCGAAACACGAACGAAUCACUAGGGAAAAAGAAGCACGUGAGCAGUGAGCAGCGCCCUUUUGUUGCGAAACCAUGCCCAAAGUUUCAUGCAUUCGAGUCACUUCUAGCUGCGUUUGGCUUGCCCGUGUGUGAUUGGUGCAAGCCAUUGGGGCUCACAGACCUGGGAAGACAGGGCGACACCUUCGCGCGGGGAAGAUGAGCAAGCCAGAGAUCACGGUGACCAAAAUGUCCAAGGACUGGAAGUGAAGUGUGUCGGCUGUGUGGCUGUGUCCAGGGAGUCCUGGCCUACGCCAGCGAUGAGGAUGAAGCGCAGGCAAAGUACCAAGUCUCCUCAUGGGGCACCUGGGGUUGUGAGGUGUCCAAGUUUGAUUGGCAAUACUCCGGCACGGAGACCGCUUAUGUGUUGGAAGGAGAGGUCACGGUGACUCCCACGGGGGACUGGAGCAGCUGCAAAGCCACCAAGAUUGAAGCGGGCGACUUGGUGGUGUUCCCGGACGGAAUGACCUGUGUGUGGGACGUCACCAAGCCCAUCAAGAAGCACUUCAACUUCUCCUGAGAUCUCCUGAGUAGAGUAUGGCGUCGGGUCGUCGAAGUCUUGCGGUGCUUCGGGUGGUCGAAGCCUUUCGGAGGACCCGGCACAGGAGCUUUCUGUGCUUUCCUUUUCACGAAAGGCAGCGGUUACGCUACCUGAGUUGUCUUUGCUUUAGCAAAAAUGUAUUGGGGGUGGUGAAGUGGUCCGGUGCAUGAUUUCGAUGGUUUAAGAGUUGGUUUUAAAUGUCGGGCCCCCCCCCCCAUUCGACUCCACCCUGCGCCGCGGAGAAUUUGGUAGCGAUCUGAGCAGACGCAAGCAGCCAGCAGCAGCAGCAAACCAGCAAUGCAGCAGCAGCAGUAGCA
Durusdinium trenchii is the source of this 1717-nucleotide messenger RNA. Lineage: Eukaryota; Dinophyceae; Suessiales; Symbiodiniaceae. The record is from the annotation of a GenBank genome assembly.